AUGAAGGGCCGUCCAGUCGAAGACAUUGUGUACGACCAGCUCUACGCCAAGCCCAAAAACAACGAUCCGCAAAACUUCCAGACGUUUCUGCAGCGCCAUCUCAUUCCCGAAGUCCGCCAGGAGACGCAUGCCUUUUACGGACACCUCGACACUCAGGAGGCCAAAUAUCCCGGCCUCGAUUACACUCACCCGACGCAUAGAAUUCGCCUGUGCCGCUGGCCAUGGCACAGACGCCUCUUUCGAGCCUUCGACACCCUGCGCCUCACCAAAGCCGAAAUCUGCGGCCUUACCAAGUGGGAGGGCACCAAAUGGGCAAAGGAGAAGUUCGAGAAGGAGCAGGGAAUCACCGUUAGAGACACGACCGCAGACGAGGUAUCCGACUGGGUACCGCCCCCAGAGGUCCAGCUGCCCGAGAUCUCGAGCACCACCCAGGCUGAACCCGAGCAGGUGCAAUCCACCACGUCGAUUCCGGCCCUCGGCGUGUUGGGCGAUGAGGACGACGCCAACCAGGAAGAUGAAAGCGAUGGCGAGUUUGAGAGUGUCGGCGUGUACCUGAACGAGCGGCUUCGUGACCGUGCAACGCGCCGCGAGGCCGGAGACACAUCCAUCGUCCUUGACGAGGAGUGGGAGCAAUGGCUCAAGAAUGCCAUUGACUCGGGAGAGCUGGCCCUUCUCACCGAGCAAAUGACGGAGCAGAUGAUUCGCAGAGCACCAAGCACAUCCGUUAUCCCAGCAGCUCUCAUCCCCCCGCGCAUGCUCACCGCUGCUCGAGCCGGCCAAUGGUCCGAAAUCCCCGAAGUGCUGCACCCCAUGCUCCUCCGAACUCUGGAAGCCGAAAACUCUAGCCUCCGUGCUGAAUCCCGAAUAUCCCGAGUCACUGCUGCCGGCGCGGCGCCUCACUCCUCUCUCCCCCGCGCGACUCGCCCGACAAUUCGUCUUCCCAAUGCACAGGAUGCGUUCUAG
Molecule: messenger RNA, 963 nt
Organism: Metarhizium acridum CQMa 102
Lineage: Eukaryota; Fungi; Ascomycota; Sordariomycetes; Hypocreales; Clavicipitaceae
Source: RefSeq, a predicted model, not a curated record